GAGAGGGCAGAACCACUGUGGAUCACGUCGCCCUCACCUCCCUCAGUCGGACCAGAGGAUCCCGAGGAUGUGGCCUCCUCUCCGAAGUAUGCGUGGAGCGUCCGUGGUGCUUCGGACGAGGAAGACGUCCAGGCGCCCCCGGUCAGGGAGAUGGACUCAGAGGAG
This is a messenger RNA of Symbiodinium natans, 165 nucleotides long. The record is from the annotation of a GenBank genome assembly. NCBI's taxonomy places the organism in Eukaryota, Dinophyceae, Suessiales, Symbiodiniaceae.